AUGGACGUGUACAUCAGCUCUGCACAGCAGCCCCAGGGCCUGGUGGGGACUCUCCAGGAAGAUGGCACAGGAGGACCCUCAGGAGAUUGUAACAAGGUAGAAUCAUCUCUUCGCAGCCUCCAGACAUUUGUUCCUGCAGACUAUGCCAGCUACACGCAGGAGCAUUACCAGUUUGCUGGCAAGACGAUUGUCAUCCAAGAAUCGAUAGAGAGCUACGGAGCAGUGGUGUGGCCUGGGGCUACAGCUUUGUGCCAGUACUUGGAGGAACAUACAGAAGAACUGAAUCUCCAAGAUGCUAAAAUUCUUGAAAUUGGUGCUGGACCAGGGCUUGUUUCCAUUGUGGCCAGUAUUUUAGGAGCUCAAGUCACAGCCACAGAUUUGCCCGAUGUUCUAGGAAACCUUCAGUACAAUCUUUUAAAAAACACGCUGAAACGCACAGCACAUCUGCCUGAAGUGAAAGAACUGGUGUGGGGGGAACACCUGGAGCAGAACUUUCCCAAGUCAGCCUUUUAUUACGACUAUGUCCUGGCCUCAGAUGUGGUCUACCACCACUACUUCCUGGACAAGCUGCUGGCCACCAUGGUGCACCUUUCCCAGCCGGGCACGGUGGUGCUGUGGGCAAACAAGUUCAGGUUCAGCACCGAUUAUGAGUUUUUAGAUAAAUUCAAGCAGGUGUUUGAUACAACUCUCUUAGCUGAAUACCCAGAGUCAUCAGUCAAACUUUUUAAGGGGCUACUAAAAUGGGACUAAAUAAAACAAUGUGCCUUACAAAA
Molecule: messenger RNA, 773 nt
Organism: Castor canadensis (American beaver)
Lineage: Eukaryota; Metazoa; Chordata; Mammalia; Rodentia; Castoridae
Gene: Mettl21c
Product: methyltransferase 21C, AARS1 lysine
Source: RefSeq, a predicted model, not a curated record